AAUCGGUCAAAUUAGUGGUUUAAACAUAUUUAAAUAUUAUAUAAAUUACCUUUUCUCUCUCUAUGAUUAGGGUUUUUCUCUCCCCGACGGUUGGAGUGUUUUUCCGGAUCUAAUUUUCGAUUCUCAUCCAAAUACUUGUUCUCGCAAUUCGAAUUCGUCAUCAGACAUGGAGGAUCAGAGUGUGCAUAGUCUGGAUGCUGCGAUUACCAAUUUGGCAAUAUCGGAGGAAGAGGAAGGUCUCUCUUUUGCCCUAGAAGGUGGUCUACAAAUUCCGGUGGACGAUUUCCGCACAUGGACAGUGGUAGGGUGUUUUCUCACUAAUAAACCAAUCAAAUUUGACAUCAUGCAACAAGUUCUUGCUUCGGUUUGGAGGCCUGCUAUGGGGGUGCGAUUCAGGCAGGGCGAGGGUGGAUUAUUUUGGUUUUACUUCUACCAUGAGAAGGAUGCAAAACGCAUCAUUGAGGAGGGGCCAUGGUCAUUUGAGAACAAUAUGCUGCUUUGCCGACUUGUGGAACCUGGGGAGACGAUUAAGGCGGCAGAUCUUUAUUUGCUGGAGCUAUGGGUUCAGGUGCAUGAUCUUCCUCCUGGGUAUACGUCUCCGGCAGUCCUUGAGGCGGUGGGUAAGUUUUUGGGCCAAUUUCGCAGGAUUGAUGUUGCUAAUGUUUCAAAAGCAUACCAAGGAUUCUUUCGAGUGCGUGUGGCUAUUGACGUUCAUAAACCGUUGAAGCGAAGGAUGAAGUUAACCAAGAGAUAUGGCUCUAUACACUGUCGGAUGGCGCUCCUUUCUUCCUUGGAGCCAGAGAAUUAUCCAUAUGAUGAGUCACUUAAGGCAGGAGGUAGGAAGCCACUAUUAACUAUUGGUGAGCCAUGGAUUAGACACGUAGAACCGAUUGAAGUGAGACGGCUCGUUGAUGCACGAUCAGAUGGGGAAGGAUCCAAGCAGGAUGAAGACUUAGCAUUUGCCUUGGUGACUAAACGCAAAAGAGGCCCGCCAGGAGCAAUGAGUCUUAUCAGUUGGAACUGCCGUGGGUUGGGCAACCGACGAACAGUUCAAGAAGUGGCAGAGCUUGCAGCCGUCAAAAAGCUCGAGUUUAUUUUUCUUAUGGAAACGAAAUGUGCGAGGAGUAAGGCAGAAGAGUUGCGGUUGAAGCUGGGGUUUGAGGGCCUUUUUUAUGUGGAUAAUGUGGGUUUGAGUGGUGGGCUUGCACUGCUUUGGAAGGAAAAGAAUUCUGCAAAUUUGAUUAGUUAUUCCCGAUUUCACGUGGACAUUGCUGUUUCUUUAAGGAACCUACCAAUGUGGAGACUUACUGGUUUUUAUGGGAACCCCCGGAGGGAUGGGAGACAGGCACCAUGGGAUCUACUUCGGUCCCUUAAGCAUAAGUCGGAAUUGCCAUGGGUUGUUGUGGGUGAUUUUAAUGAUUUGUGUGCUACAAGAGAAAAGAAAGGAGGCAAUCCUCAUCCUCACGCGCUCAUUUCAGGCUUUAACGCAGUUCUCUCUGAUUGUGGCUUAUUUGAUUUGGGCAUGAGGGGUUACCCCUUCACAUGGGAGAGGGGCAGGGGCUCUCCUAACUGGAUAGAGGAACGUCUUGACAGAGCAGUGGCCUCGGGCUCUUGGAAGGAGUUGUUUGAUAGAGCUUGUGUUUUCAACCAACACAUGCAUCGUUCAGACCAUUCGGCUUUGUUUCUGAGCCUUGCAGGGCCGACACUUCAUAGUCGUGAGCGUCGUUUCCGAUUUGAAAAUGCAUGGCUUAAGGAUGAGGGCUUUAAGGAGGUUCUUAUAUCUGCAUGGGGGGAAUCUAGUGAGAAGCCUUUUUCUGAGAGACUGGAUUUCUGUGGUCGAAGGUUUCUUCAGUGGGGAGGUGAUAAAUUUCAGAAAUUUGGCAAGCGAACUAAAGAGUUGCGUGACUUAAUCCAGAAGGUACGUGGGCGUCGGGAUGAAGAGGGACGUCGUUUUCUUAGUAAAGCAGAUGCAGAGCUCUCCACGUUGCUUGAUCAGGAAGAUGUGUACUGGCGAUAACGGGCGAAGCAGCACUGGCUUUAUGCGGCAGACAGAAACACUCGGUUUUUCCAUCAAUAUGCCUCUUAUCGCAAGAAGAAAAAUCACAUUCAUGG
Cuscuta campestris is the source of this 2112-nucleotide messenger RNA. The record is from the annotation of a GenBank genome assembly. NCBI's taxonomy places the organism in Eukaryota, Viridiplantae, Streptophyta, Magnoliopsida, Solanales, Convolvulaceae.